UUGGCUCGCCAGGUCAGUGUCAAUCAUUAACAUUUUUGAGGGGGUCAAGAAUCCAUUUUUAAAUUUGUCAUGAUGAUCAACAAUGAAUCAUCUGACUUUCUAAGUCAAUCCAACCCACUAGACAGGAGUGGAAAAAUUGUUCUGUUCAAGGCAGAAGUAGCUCUAAAUCGCUUUAUCACGUUAAGUCCACAAAUUCAAUCGAAUAUGUUCUAUUCAAGGGAGAAUUUUCUUUUUCUGUUUCCUAAUAAUCGAUACUGCUUCAUGGGAUAUCCUAUUUCAAUCUCCUAUUAAUUUGUUGAUCUUUUGAUUGAAUCGAAAGGGUCUCUGGAUUGAACCCUGAAUCCUUUCAAUUGGCUAAAGGGUUUUAAUGUGAAUUGGUUUGGGGUAUUUUGCUAUUCUCAGACUGCACAAUCCGUGUUUGAUAAAAUUACUCAUCUAGAUGUAGUUCUGUUUUAGUAUGUUUUAACAUUAUGAUAUCAGAGGUAGUUAGGAAAAUAAAAAUUAAUGACUCAAUUAGUUGUCUAGUUGAGGGCAUAAAUUUGAGUUGGAUGAUGGGGUAUCCAACUAAGGGUAUCUGGGUAUGUGCCGCUCCAUUACGUUUCUUAUUGUUUCCUUAUCCCUAAUGCCCGAUUAAGAUACUGUCUAAUUUUUGUUGAUUGUUGUCUAAUGUGGAUGUCACAAAUAUGGUUGUGUAGAAUUUUUUUCAAGUGCUAAUGCAGUAGGGAAGUUAACAUCAGUGAUAUGGAUUAACGUGUAACAGGUUAAGUAAGAUGAAAUGCAUAAUUAUCUCAUAACAAAUGAUAUAUUCUCUUUUGGGUGUUCAAUAUAUUGAAUGUCAAAGUAAACCAUUUGUGUUAUGAAAUUUCCCAUUUUAUCAACUAUGUCUGACUCUGCGUGCUUAAUUUGGUCAAAAACUACAAUGGAGCACAUCUCCAAGAGUUGAAAAAAGGAGAACGAGAAUACAAGAUGGAGAAGAAGAGAAGUCGUAAAAGGAUGACUAUCCAGAACGUUUUGAAAUCAAAGAGUAAAUGUGAAAUUCCCUCAGAGAUGCAAAUGUGCAUGGUGAACAGGAUCCCCUCAGAAAUUCUCAUGGAAAUACUUUCUCGCUUACCAACUGAUUCAAUCUUGCAGUGUAGACAAGUAUGCCGACCAUGGGAAAAUAUUACUCAUCAUCCUUCCUUUGCUGAUAUGCAUCCACAUCAACUUUUGCAUCUGAAUGGUAAAAGUUACUCAUGUCAUUCUUCUGUUAUUGGUGCUAUGGUCGAUGUUGGUUUGCUUUUUUGCUUUCGGUUUCCACGUGAACUUGGCUUCCAACUUUACUAUGGUGAGUAUGGCAGUCAACCAAAUAGGAAGCUUAGAAGGAUCAACCAGCCUUCCAUGAACUAUCACUCAAUUGUUGGUUCAUGUAACGGGUUGAUUUGCUUUUCUGAAAUGAAUUUAUCUACUUCUGUGAAGUUUGAACCUGUCUGCAUUUGUAAUCCUAUCACUAGAGAAUACGUGAACCUUGCAAGACUGCUAGAAGUGAAAGGUGAAAAUAAGUUAGAUUCUAUGGUGUGUGAUUUCGGUUACCAUCAUUCUAUCGAGAAGUACAAAAUUGUAAAAAUCAAUUAUAUUGAGGGCAAACCCCUUGGGCAAGUCCAGGUAUAUACACUUGGCGAUGGCAGUGGUUGGAGUGACGUAGGAGAAACCAACUACUCACUGCAAUUCAGUAAAGAUACUUGGAGAGGUGCCUCUUAUCGCCGUUCCCCCUUAGGGGCAUUUGCAAAUGGAGCGAGGGUCAUUGGCUUAACAAGGAUCUGAAGAUUGUGUCCUUCGAUUUGGCGUCGGAGAAGUUCUACUUGCUCUCAUCACCACCUGUUGUCCAUGUUGUAAAUGUGUGGAACCUCUUUCAACUUCAAGUAUUGGGAGGAUGCCUGUGUUUUGUUCAUCAAAAGCUAGAUGAAUUCUUAGAUAUAUGGUUCUUAAGGAAGAAAGGGGAAAGCAGUAGUUCUGAUGUAAAUGAGCAGGAGGACGACUUAUGGACUUGGAUUAAGGAGUUCAGUAUACCAAUUGGAGGGAGUGCAGAGCCAUUGGCCCUUACAAAAAGUGGUGAAGUUCUAUUGCGGUACAAGUCUAAUCUCUAUCGUUAUGAUCCAGUAAUUGCAGACCUGGAAAAGCUUUUGGAGAAAGGAUUUGGUGCUCGUUUCGAUUUUUGUUGUGCAGUUCCUCACAUGAACAGUUUUGUUUCCCUGAAAGCUCUUGGAGAAAGGUGUAGGCGCAGAAAACGAUACGAUGCUAAUCCAUCAACCAAGGAGUUUUUCUAUGACACGGCAAAAGAAGCCUAGUGGAGAAAUUGAUGCAUGAAAUGUUUCAAUGGAUUUUAGUUGCAGGCUUUCCGGAAAUCAUACGAUUUGCACCACGUUUUUGUUGUUGCAUGAAAUAUUAUAUUCUCUUUUCUGUUUCAAGUUGAGGUGAGCCACUAAAUUCUGAUUCUGUAAGUUACUUGUCACAAGCAGUUCUUGGUAGACAAAAUUGGAUAUUUCAUAUUCAUU
Papaver somniferum (opium poppy) is the source of this 2531-nucleotide messenger RNA. Its product is annotated as F-box protein At3g07870-like. Gene Ontology annotation, molecular function: protein binding. The coding region runs from base 967 to 1800 and encodes 277 amino acids. The record is from RefSeq and is a predicted model, not a curated record. NCBI's taxonomy places the organism in Eukaryota, Viridiplantae, Streptophyta, Magnoliopsida, Ranunculales, Papaveraceae. The transcript has 2 exons.